GUCCAGCCUGCAUGAAUUCUUCCAGUACUGUUGGUCAAAGAAUGAGAGAAUCCACCGACUCCGCUGCGAUUGGCGGACUAAGCAAUCAAUCGCUCCACCGCCUAUAAAACAACAAGAUUAUAGAGUGAGACUAGCGGAAGGAUCGGCUGCAACGCUGAUUGUUCGGCGAGAAAAAAACCACGCGGUGUAACUCGACUAAUGUGAAAUCGCACUCCGGUUUGGAAGAUCCCGCGUGGGGAAAGGCCCAACUGUUACUGAGAGUGAGGAAAAGUCUCAAUCGUCGCCCGUUUAACACUGGCAAAGCCCUUGUCUUCGCACUCUGUAUGCAUAAUUCCUGCUGUUAACGACCAUCUCUCUGUCCUCUUAAAACGCAAGACCGCAGGCCAUUACAGCCACCAUGGCCUCGUGGCAGGAUGAGCGGCAACAGUUGGCCGUUCCUGAGUUACAGAUACUAGCGAUGGAUCCUGUGCAGGUCGAUGAUGAGCCAUUCGCAGACUCCAUCUAUAAUGAAUCGUUAAACACUGCUAGUUUUAUCACAUCAUUGAAUUCCAGUAUUUUAAAUUAUAAGUACGAAAAUGGCCGCCGUUAUCAUGCAUUUCGCGAAGGAACAUAUUUGGUACCGAAUGAUGAAGAAGAGCAAGAUCGCAUGGACCUAGCCCACCAUAUAUAUCGCUUACUUCUCGGAGGCGCUCUCUAUCUUGCCCCAAUCAAGAAUGAUGUCCAGCGGGUGCUGGACCUCGGCACUGGAACCGGUAUCUGGGCGAUAGAUUUUGCUGAUGAGCAUCCAGCAGCACAAGUUAUCGGCACGGACCUAAGCCCUAUACAACCUAGAUGGGUUCCGCCAACAUGCACAUUUGAGAUCGAUGACUUCGAAUGUGAUUGGCUAUAUACCAGACCAUUUGACUUCAUACAUGCUCGUGAACUGGAGGGAUGUAUAGGCGAUGAUGUAAAGUUCUUUAAGCAAGCGUUCAAACAUCUAGCUCCGGGAGGAUAUUUUGAAAUGCAAGCAGUGACAUCGCCUUUCCUUUCCGACGACGAGUCGUUAGCCAAGGCCCCAAAUGCCAAGCAGUGGAUGGACAAUCUUGUCAAGGGGUUACGAAAAUUUGGCAAACCGGUCGAUAAUGUCGGCGGCUGGAAGGAGAAGCUAAAUGAUGCUGGCUUUGUCGAUCUACACCAGGAGAUUCGCAAGCUCCCAAUUGGACCGUGGCCUAAGGACCCUAAACUAAAGGAGAUCGGAAAAUACCAAGGUGUCCAGGAGCUUCAGGUCAUUGACUCGUACACUCCCGCUAUCUUUUCACGCGUCCUUGGCUGGAGCCGCGAAGAGAUCCAGGUUUUAAUUGCAAAGGUCAAGCGUGAGUUGAGGGAUCCAUCCAUCCAUUUGUAUCUGCCGGUCUAUUUCAUAUAUGGAAGGAAGCCCAUAUGAUUAUGGAUCACGAUUUAAAAUAUUGUCUUUCUGUUAUUCCUGUCUAUCCCGUGAUUGUCUGUUUUCUGCUGGGUCAUAGGUUUCGCUGUAUUUCCUUUGAUCGGGUAUAUUAAUGAACGCUUCCCUUCUUUCCCCUAUCCCGCGCGUGUCAUAUCAUGGCCUUGAGUGGACACAAAGGCAUUGUGCAGUGGGGCAAGAACCUACUGCAAUACAAUCUCAUUCUUUCUCGGUUGGGAGGGUCACUAUCUGUUUCUUGUCAAGCCAAAAUCACCAAAGUUUGUGGAUGACGAUAUCACGACCGGACAA
Aspergillus pseudonomiae is the source of this 1729-nucleotide messenger RNA. Its product is annotated as class I SAM-dependent methyltransferase. Gene Ontology annotation, molecular function: methyltransferase activity. Bases 398 to 1423 code for a protein of 341 amino acids. The record is from RefSeq and is a predicted model, not a curated record. Lineage: Eukaryota; Fungi; Ascomycota; Eurotiomycetes; Eurotiales; Aspergillaceae. The transcript is spliced from 9 exons.